Dentiscutata erythropus is the source of this 1086-nucleotide messenger RNA. The record is from the annotation of a GenBank genome assembly. Lineage: Eukaryota; Fungi; Glomeromycota; Glomeromycetes; Diversisporales; Gigasporaceae.
AUGCAUUUAUUUUUAUCGCUAAACCGAAUUUCGUUUUUGGCUGUACCGGCAUUCUUUCUACUCUUCACUAAUGUCGUGAUCGCUCAAAAUCAAGUUGUUGAAAACUCCGAUCAACAAUAUGAAUUUGAUUAUCAAAAUGAUAUUGUUGCUUUUAUAGCCAUUACCUUUGGUCACAUAAACUUGUGUGCAUGCCUUUAUGUGAUAUAUUCGGCAUUUAAAAGAUGGCGUGCAAGUUCUCUAUCAAUAUCAACCCGUAUUCCACUAUAUUUUGGAAUUCUUGAAGUGUGCCAAUAUAUCGUACUUAUGCCAAACUUUAUGUAUUCUUUGAUAAAUAAACAAUUAAUUCCCGGUUUCUGCUGUGAAGUUCUUGCCUACCUGCUCUUUUUGCAAAUUACUAUAAACAUGAUUUUGAUGGCUAGCAUAGCCAUGACCACUUAUCUGGAACGUAUGAUUGUGACGAUACCUUCUAUCCGAUCUUUGGGUCCUUCUCGGUUUUGGUGCAUGACAGUUUCUAAGCAAGCGAACGAACUAUUAAUUGAUGGAUUUACAAUAUUUUGCGUGACUUUUUUUAUCACUUGUUUUUGUUAUCUUCAAACUCUAUCGACUAUAUUUAAUAUUGAUCAUGAUGGAAUGACCGAUUGUAAAGAAAGAAUGGAUAGAUGGAAUAAAUUAGAAAGAAAAGCGACAAGAAAAAUUUUGAUGUAUGUCGUUAGUUUUAUGAUUAGAUGGCUACUCUUGAUCCCUUUUGGUGUUGGAGUUAUGUCUGGGCAUGAUUACAUUUGGAUGCAUAUCACAGCUGUUGUUGAACAUCUAUCUGCUUUUAAUGCAUCGGCAUUAAAUGUUUCUCCAAAAUCUAUUACUAUACCAAUGGCUGUUUUUAUUCCAUCUAUAUUCAAUCCUGAUAGUCCCACUUUUAAUUGUGAAUCUAUUUAUGGAAUAAAUUCUUUAGAUAGUGAUAAUUAUGAUGGAAAAAUUCGUGAAAAGCAGCAACAACCCAAUGGAGGUAGGAGUCCAUCAGAUGAUGAUAGUUCUACACAAACUGACACUUCAGAUAUCGAAGAAGAGCUCUAUUUGGCAUUAUGUUAA